CCGUCAACAUUACUUCAGCCUCACACUUAUGUUUUUCUAUCGCGAAUUAUACAACAAUGCCUACCACAGAGAAUCCUAACCGAUUUGAAUACAAUACUGUACGGAAAACGCGAUUCUUUGAUGCCUACAACGCGCUUCCGAAAAGGUCUUCUUUUAACAACAGUUUUUGUAAAAGAGAUGGAAUAGAGAUCCCUCCAUCAACAGGUCGAACUUGGCUUAAUAUACAAUGCAAAGAGUAUGGUCGAGCCGCAUAUCGAAAGACUCGUAAGCUUAGUACACGUCUCGGACAGCCCUCUAGAAUAAGCGAUUCAGAUAUCCAUCGCUUAUUAAACCCAUCAAAUCCUCUCCGUUACCAAUGGUACGAUGAACAAGCCCUCGAAUUCAAUGUUAAAGGGAAAAAGUACAACGAAAUGUAAAGAAAUGGGCGGGAGAUCAACGAUUUCGAAAGCCCUAUAUUACAGCCAUCUCCCCGGCGAAUAAACGAAGAUGGGGUCUCAUUUGGUCAACGAACAAUUCGUGGAUAUAUUAGUGAAGUGUCUCAGCGUUGUAAAAAGCUCAUCGAGCUAAAAAGAGGCCGAAUUCGCUCUGGUAAGUGGCGUGAGUGGUAUUAGGAAA
This is a messenger RNA of Eremomyces bilateralis CBS 781.70, 615 nucleotides long. RefSeq lists its product as uncharacterized. Lineage: Eukaryota; Fungi; Ascomycota; Dothideomycetes; Eremomycetales; Eremomycetaceae. The coding region runs from base 57 to 416 and encodes 119 amino acids. The transcript has a single exon. The record is from RefSeq and is a predicted model, not a curated record.